UUACAUAAACACCCCCACAUCAAACGGUAUUUGCUAACAACACCUCUUCUCCAUCCUCUUCUGUCUUCUCCAUUUCCAUUUCCUUCCAAGAAGAGGUUGCAGCGGCGCGCACCCAAACCCUCUCGGCAUCCAGGGAAAACCAAGGGUAAAUUAGGCCUGCGUGAUUCAAGAACCGCACCUAAAGUUUGUAUUUUUCCAAUGGAUUCUAUGGGGGUUUAUGUUGUUUUUUCGUAAAGAUGAUCUGAUCCGUCAUCCGUGAAUAUUUUGUUGUCUGAACGAGUUAUCCUAUUAGUAAACAAGGAAGUUCCUGUGUUCUUGAUAGAGAUUUUGACUGAUGAUUAGGUAGUAGUGAGCUAGUGAUAUUCAUUCCAAAGGAGCAGUAGAAGUAAUAGCAUCAGCAAGAAUGCGAGGGAGACGGCGGAGAGCUCGGGAAGCUGACCCUGUGCCUGAGCCAUUCACCAUUGACGAUGAGGUCUCCCAUCUCACCAGGAUUAGAUCAGAGCCAAGUCAAAAGACUCUUGGUGCUUUUUACGCCGGUCGCAAGAGGGGCAUCUCAACGUUCGGGCUGUUGUCCGGGAGGGAGUCUGGCCGUUCGGGUGCUGGUGGAUUCUCUAGAGCCGAUUGCGCUUACGCUGCCCGGAAACACCUGCCAACAAAAGGACCAUGGUGUGUGGAUGACAUGACUAGUGAGGCGUAUGUGUCGCAGUUCUCUAGUGAUGGUUCACUGCUUGUUGCUGGGUUUCGGGGAAGCCGCAUCAGAAUUUACGAUGCCGAUAACGGGUGGAAGGUUCAUAAGGAUAUAAGCUGCCGAAGCCUGCAGUGGACGGUUUCAGAUAUUGCUCUAUCACCUGAUCAGCAAUUACUUGCAUAUUCCAGUUUGUCGCCUACUGUUCACAUAGUGAAUGUGCAGAGUUCUGCAAAGGAAUCACAAGCUAAUGUUACUGAAAUUCAUGAUGGUUUGGAGUUUUCUAAUGAUGACGAUGAUGAAUAUUCUUUUGGAAUAUUUUCUGUGAAGUUUUCAAAGGAUGGUCAAGAAAUUGUUGUUGGCAAUAGUGAUAGAUCUAUAAAUGUUUAUGAUCUUAGAGCAAAUAAAGUGUCUGUUCGCAUCCGUGCUCAUGCGGCUGAUGUCAAUGCAGUCACCUUCGCUGAUGAAAGUGGUAAUCUAUUGUACUCUGGAAGUGAUGAUAAUCUCUGUAAGGUGUGGGAUAGGCGGUGCCUUGCUAGAGAAAAACCAGCAGGUGUUUUGACAGGACAUUUAGAUGGGAUUACAUUUAUUGAUAGCCGUGGUGAUGGACGUUAUUUCAUAUCCAACUGCAAGGACCAAACGAUCAAACUUUGGGAUGUGAGGAAAAUGUCCGCUUCUAUUAAAGGCCGUCAACCGAGAUUUUUUGACUGGGAUUACAGAUGGAUGUCAUUCCCGUUGGAAGCUCGACACUGUAAGCAUCCAAACGAUCAGUCUCUGGCCACAUACAGAGGCCAUUCAGUUCUGCGGACACUUAUCCGUUGCUACUUCUCCCCAGUGUACAGCACGGGUCAGAGAUACAUAUACACAGGAUCCAGCGACGAGUAUGUCUACAUCUAUGACGUGGUAACUGGGGAUAUCGUCGAGAAGCUUUCGUGGCAUGGAUCGAUCAUCAGGGACUGUACCUGGCAUCCUUACAACCUGACAAUCGUCAGCUCUUCCUGGGACGGCUACCUGGCAAGGUGGGAGGCAUCAGGGGACGAGGACGACCUUUCUGUGCUCACGGAAAACGAACAGAGGACGAGUCCUUACCGUCAGUCGUACACACGGCACCUUCUGCUGUAGGGAAGAGAAGUCAUUUUGGUUUCCUGUAAGGAGUUGUGAUGUUGCUACAUCUGUAAUCGCCUGAUUGCAAUGCUCAUUGCAACAGUGUAUAGGACUGGGUGCUGCCAAACUGCAUUUUCUGUUGUAGAGAGGCCAUUGGUCGCCUGCAAAGAGUUAUAUUUGUGCUCUCCUGAUUGCAACAGUGUAUAUAGGGGUGAAAACAGUCGAAAACGGUAGCGUUUCUUUGGGCACAAUUCUCAGUCAGUCAGGAAUUGACUAUACUUAUCAAUUUAACUAUUCAGCGACAA
This is a messenger RNA of Oryza sativa Japonica Group (Japanese rice), 2094 nucleotides long. Its product is annotated as LEC14B protein. Gene Ontology annotation, cellular component: Cul4-RING E3 ubiquitin ligase complex. The record is from RefSeq and is a predicted model, not a curated record. Gene Ontology annotation, molecular function: protein binding. NCBI's taxonomy places the organism in Eukaryota, Viridiplantae, Streptophyta, Magnoliopsida, Poales, Poaceae. Gene Ontology annotation, biological process: proteasome-mediated ubiquitin-dependent protein catabolic process.